AGUCUCUGAUUUCACUCGCCUGCCGGUGCCAGGUGAGCACUCUGUCUCUACGCAUUCUCUGAUCUUUUCUGUGCCUAGCUUGUGAAUUCCUGAAAUGCUACCGUGAAUUGUUUCCUGUUGUCACACAGUGUGUUUAGGCAUGGCGGAAAUUGCAGGUUCGGCUGUUGUGCAGGAGACGGUGAUCUAGCAGGGCCGUGUCUUUCGUUCUCAGCAAGCGCGAGGAGAAGACCGCGAGAUGGCGCACACCGAGCUGGAGUUCGCGUUGGAAAGAUCCAGCAAGCUGCCCAUCACCGACACAUCGUUGCUUCGUCGGCGGAGGAUGCUGAAGCGCGCCCACGAGGAGUGCCGCCAAGUUCUGUACAGACACAAGCUCGUGAUACUCCAAGUUCAAGAGACUGAAGAGACCGACAAGUCAAGGGUAAAACCUCCCUACUCUUUCCCUGCUCCUGGAAAGAUCAUUCGUGCCGUCAAAUCGUAUUUCUUCAGUCCGCCGGGCAUGGAUGAGUUGAGCUGCUCUCGUGUCGUUGGAAGGUUCGAAUGGUUCGCGGACAAGGCCGGUAAGUUUGUGAGGGAAGUGGAGUCUGGAUGUUCCCUCGCCCACUACAGGUUUAUCAACCCUCUCGUCGCGCAACUUCUCCAAGGGAAAAAUCUGAAAUACGACAAGGCGCAAGGAAACCGGAAGUGUCAUCUUAUGAUCGAACCUGCGCGUUCGGAAGAGCACGGUGUAGUGGCAAUGCUAUGGCUUCGUACCAAAGAUAGCAAGAUGCCAACGUCAAGUUUCAACUUAGUUCUGAUGCUACGACUAUCAGAAAGCACAGAUGCAGUUGGGAUUGCCACUGAUUGUUUGCUGUCGCUCGGGCCUCAGUUCCGGUCGUCGGCUCAAGUUGUAGCUGGAGAAUUCGCUGAGAUGCCCACAGAAGACGUUUUCCAUCACCCUUCAGCAAUUGCGGGGAUCCCGUUGAAGCUGAACAUUUCUGUUGGACUUUAUCGCCCCGAUCCAUUAUGUUGCCUAGCAGAUGGCCACAGGCCUUUUAAUUGUGCUGCUUUUCUUUUCCAAAAGGGGGCUCUCCGGCCUCUGCAUCGAAGCGAUGCACACAACCAAUUUAUUGCAAAUUUAAAACUUCUCAGUACAACAUUCACGAAUCACACAAAGUGA
This is a messenger RNA of Brachypodium distachyon (stiff brome), 1156 nucleotides long. RefSeq lists its product as uncharacterized. Lineage: Eukaryota; Viridiplantae; Streptophyta; Magnoliopsida; Poales; Poaceae. Bases 236 to 1156 code for a protein of 306 amino acids. The transcript has a single exon. The record is from RefSeq and is a predicted model, not a curated record.